Molecule: messenger RNA, 324 nt
Organism: Baudoinia panamericana UAMH 10762
Lineage: Eukaryota; Fungi; Ascomycota; Dothideomycetes; Mycosphaerellales; Teratosphaeriaceae
Exons: 3
Coding region: 1-324 (107 amino acids)
Biological process (GO): vacuolar proton-transporting V-type ATPase complex assembly
Cellular component (GO): endoplasmic reticulum membrane
Source: RefSeq, a predicted model, not a curated record
AUGGCAACAAGAAGAAUCACCACGCAGGAGAAGACUGUACUCGACCAAGAUGAGACACGUGAACAGAGCAGCGAUGUUACUCCCGCCAUCGCGCCAGCAACGAUCGCCAAACUGCUGUUCUUCACCUUUGCUAUGAUCACGGUACCGCUCGGAAGCUACUUCUUAAGCGUGAGGACAUUCUUCAGGGGAAACUCUACUUACGCCGGCGCCCUUGCAGCACUGAUGGCCAACGUCGUACUAAUUGGCUACGUCAUCGUCGCCUUCCAGGACGACAAAAGCGAACGGGAAGCGGACGCAGCGGCGCAAGCCAAGAAAGCACGAUGA